AUGUCUGGUCUGUACAUGGGUUUUAUAUAUCGCAGCUGCCAUGCUUCUCCUUUCUUUUCUCUUCUUACUUCUGUUCUGUCUACUCUUACGACUGCCUCAAUCACUUCUGCAAUAUCCACUACGCCUACAGUAUUCAGAACUAUCCUCCAUCACCAUCCACCACACAUCUCACAUCUCACAUUUCCCAUGGAUUCCAAUUCCACGGAUUUCGAUUUCGCGGACCUCCACAUCAACUUCAUCAUCGCCUGGGUAGAUAAUCUUUGGGAGAUGUUAUACCAACAACAGCGAGAACGGGAACAGCGCCUGCGUGAGAUAAUCUGGGACAUCUUCUACGACUUCCCAUUCGACGACGAGAACGAAAACGACUUUGGCAACUGCGGCUGCAACACCAAUUUCUAUCCCUGGCACUAA
Trichoderma atroviride IMI 206040 is the source of this 411-nucleotide messenger RNA. RefSeq lists its product as uncharacterized. Lineage: Eukaryota; Fungi; Ascomycota; Sordariomycetes; Hypocreales; Hypocreaceae. The record is from RefSeq and is a predicted model, not a curated record.